UGUGUGAAAAUUGUGCCUCACGAACGCUAGUGCCAAGUGUUUUUGAACGAAUUUACUAGAAAGUUGCGAAAUCGACACGAAUAUCGAACAUCUCAUGGCUGCUUUUAGGUUCUAUGGUGUUCCGAUAUUGUCCGACGAUUUAGACUGGGCUAGGCCUAAGAGAAUUUUUUGGGUGUCAACCGUCGUCGGGCGUUUUAUCAUUUGCACUGGGAUCGAUAGCUAAUUUUUGGGGCUAUCCAGCAGGGUUAGUUUCACUUUACAAAAAAAAUCGUGUGCUCCGUGAAAAAUAUUGCGCAGUAGUGACACGGAACCUAAAUAGCCAGAAAAAAAAUGGUGGUCAACCAUCUCGACAUUAUAGAUGUCGGACUCUGAAGUUCAGGAGAAGAAGGCGCGAGGCAGGCCUAGAAAGUCUGAAGCCGACAAAACUACAUCACCCGCUGCAAAAAAACCUAAGGUUGAUGAUGGCCCCAAGCGGGGACGCGGCCGCCCAAAGGGUUCCGUGAAUAAGAAGAAAAAGGGAUCUAUCAAAAAGGGAGCCGCUGGUGGCAAAAAGCGCGGACGCAAACCCAAGGCCGCGAAACCCCCACCCCAAGCUGAGGAGGAAGAAGAGGCUGCCGAGGACGGCGACGAGUAGGUCGUCGGCAACAACUACUACAUGAUAACACCUACUACCAACUAACAAGCAAGAAACACCAUCAUCAACCCGCUCGCUGUCAUGGAGCAGCAACGACAAAAACAAUCAACAAUAACAACAUCGAGGAACUUUUCGAGGAAGUAGUUCUGGCGUUGCCAUAUCGUGGGCAGGCUCUGGAAAAGCGACAGACGGCGAAAUAGUCCAACGAUCGUUGUUGCUGUAUUCACUAGUAUGUUUUCAAUUAGUAGAGCAACGGUUAUAGGGUCUGAUGGUGCAACAGCCUCAGCUACUAACUAUCAUACCUUGAUCAUCUUCAGCCAGAUCAGUCGUGCGAGCCCAGUAUGAAUGUAUGUAUGUACAUGAUCAUCAUCGUGAAAUUGUUCCGGCCUGGCAUGGCUGGGUCCCGAGAUCGUUGUGCGUUCCAUCUACCUAUACAUUUAUUGUUUUCCCAUGUCUGUUAUGGCCUGCACACGUGGUUCAAGUGCGCUUCCUGCGGUAUCGAUGCUGAAAACUAUCGCUGGUUGAAACUCGAAGAACAGGCGGUACCGAUGCGAAAGAACUCAUGUCGUUGACGACCAUUACGAUAUGGAAGAUGGCGAUGCCAGAUUACAUCCACGGUAUUCAUUAAUACUUAGUAUAUAUUCAUACAUAUUCACGAACAUCUAUACAACAAAGUAAUUGAACGAACAAGUCAUUGUGUAAAUGUCAACAUCAACAGUAGCCGCUUUCCAGCGACGGGUUGGGGGCGCACGCUCCACAGCGUCAGUGGUGCAGCCUCGCUUAAUUCACCUAGCAAGAAGAAAAAGAAAAACAAAGUAACUAUAAGAGCGCUUACCACAAGGCGCAAGUGAGGCGGUGCCACCUUUGUAUAAAAAAGAAAGCAACCUUAAUAAUGAAUAUUAGUAAUAAUAUGAAAAGAAACGUCAUAUAUAUUAAAAUAUUGCAUCGCGUGGCAUUACUACCUACGAAGUUCACUAGUAUUAUUGAAUGAAUACUAGUAUAUAUAUAUAUAUAUAUAUAUAUAUAUAUAUAUAUAUAUAUAUAUAUAUAUACAUAGAUAUAUAUAUAUAUAUAUACAUAGAUAUAUAUAUAUAUCUAAAACAAAUGUGAAAGUAAGCUAAAGCUCAACAAAUUGAUAAACAUAACUAUACAUUCGAUAAUAAACGGUAAUAAUACUAAGCCAUUAGCGUGCAAGCACCCAUGUGACACACCUUCAUUUUGUCUCAUACCUGGGGUCGCAUUGUAUCAUGAAGCAUAUUGGUACGUACGAGAGCGAGAAAGAGCGUGAGCGAAACAUGAGUGAGUAACAAUAACUUCAUUAAAUAAAUUUCAUCCAACCAAAACAAACGAAUGGUGAUACUGUCUUCUUUUUGUAUCCUGGUAUACGCUGGCGACCGUUUUAUUAUGAUAGAGAAUAUUCACCAGGAAAAAGGGUAUAGGAAAAUACCCGUCAUUGUGCUACAUACAUACUGCUGCGUACUUCGAUGCCUUUAUUCGCUUACGGUGAAGAACGUUUGUGGUCAGGAGCAAUGUCAGUCCUAUUGUUGGGAUGAAAAAUGGUCGAACUGAAAAAGAUUGUCAAAAAUGAAACCCAUAUACCUAUUAUUCAAUAGCUUUCAGUCUUGUUAAUAGCCUUUCUGCUUAAACCAGCAGUUCUUAUUUCAUGGCAAAUAAACGAUGUUUAUUGUACUUAA
Messenger RNA from Varroa destructor (honeybee mite), 2328 nucleotides. RefSeq lists its product as uncharacterized. The record is from RefSeq and is a predicted model, not a curated record. Gene Ontology annotation, biological process: regulation of DNA-templated transcription. Gene Ontology annotation, molecular function: DNA binding. Gene Ontology annotation, cellular component: nucleus; chromatin. NCBI's taxonomy places the organism in Eukaryota, Metazoa, Arthropoda, Arachnida, Mesostigmata, Varroidae.